UUUAGAUGGCGCAAUAGUCACAUUUUAUCAAGCGACUCGACAUUUAGAGAAAGUUUUUCUCCAUACAAGCCAAGUUCACAAAAAGAACACAAAAAGGCCAAUACAGCAGUAUUAAUAAACUAAAACUGGAAGAAAGUGUCACGUAAUGUUUUAUUGCUUUAAUUGCUAUGGUAACUCCCCCAGUGUCUCGUGGUUCUGCGCAGAUCAACUGUCUGUCACGCGGAUCAUAAGCAGAACUUCCGCGUUUACAGACGCGCUGGUGAAGUCAGCGAUAGAUCGUCUCAUCAUGUUCGCUAAAUUAAACUUUUGCUCUUUUCUUUUUACCUGUUUAUUUAUGUAUUUGUCUGCACAAUAUGUGCCACCGUACACAGAGGAUUGCAGAAGUGGCAUGUAUCCUCCAAAGGGGCCAACAUUCAAAAGUGAUGUUUCCUGGUAUACUGUUGAUCUGGACCUGCCACCAAGCAAAAGAUGGACAGAAAUUAUUACAGACAAAAAGAAUGAUAUGGUCAGCAUGAUUCAAGCUAUCAGAGAUCUGGCGGAUGCCUUUGUUCCCAGUGGGAAGCUCAUCGAUCUGGUAGAUAAGGAUUUGCCCUUGAUGGUGAACACCCUGCCCUAUCCAUUCAAUGAGGAGAUUAAAGGAGUUGCAUCAGCAUCUGGUGUUCCUUUGGGUGAGGUGGUUCUCUUCAACAUAUUUUAUGAGGUGUUCACGGUAUGCACUUCUCUGGUUGCAGAGGAUGUAAAUGGAAAUCUUAUCCAUGCCAGAAAUCUGGACUUUGGACUUUUCAUGGGAUGGGAUGUGAAAAACAGGACAUGGAUCAUAACAGAGAAACUGAGACCGCUGGUUGUAAACAUCGACUUCAGACGAAAUAACCACACCGUCUUUAAAUCCACCAAUUUUGCCGGAUACGUGGGAAUGCUGACUGGUAUUCAUCCGAACACAUUCACACUGACUAUGAAUGAGCGAUUCAGUCUGGACGGUGGAUACAUUGGGAUCUUGGAGUGGAUUUUGGGAAAGAGAGAUGGGAUGUGGAUGAGUUUUCUCACUCGCUCUGUACUGGAGAACGCUACCAGUUAUGAGAAUGCCAAAGCCAUGCUGUCUGACACCAAGCUUCUGGCUCCAGCCUACUUUAUUCUUGGAGGAAACCAAACAGGACAGGCCUGCAUUAUAACCAGAUCCAGAACACAAAGCAUCCAUCCGCUGGAAUUAGAUGUAAAGAAUGGCAGGUGGUAUGUGUUGGAGACAAACUAUGACCACUGGAAAGCUCCUCUCUUUUUGGAUGACCGAAGAACUCCUGCUAUGAAAUGCAUGAAUCAAACCACACAGACUAAUAUUUCCGUAAAAACAGUCUAUGAUGUCCUCUCGACCAAGCCAGUCCUUAAUAAAUUGACGGCAUACACUACUAUUAUGGAGGUGUCUAAGGGAACAUUGGAGUCUUUUAUUCGUGACUGUCCCGACCCCUGCAUGCCGUGGUAAUGGGCUCCAUCAGGACUUCAUAAUUCUUCUACAUGCCAAGACCAAUAGACGGUUGUUACCUUUUAAAUCAGUCAUCUUUAUUUUAAUCGGUUUGGUUUGUAAUGCCAAGUACUGAUUCAUUUCAGAGCAAACAACAACUACUACACUUUGUCAACAGAUUAUUUUAUUUAAGGAAAAAUGUAUGGCCACCGGAGGGUCUUGUAUCCCACUUAUUACAUGGCUAUUUAUGUAAGUUAAGAAACAUUAAAUAUUGAUUAGAAAUUUUUAACAAAUGCAGACCCUCCGCGAGGAAAACCCAUUUACUUGCGGUUUUAAGACAAGACAUUCAAAUGUCAAGAACACCAUUUAGUUUAAUCAUCUGUAAAUAUAAUGUCAUAUAUGGUAUUAAAAGACAUUUAUAUUUAAUUUUGUGUAAUAUUAAACUGUACCUGUUUAAAUGAUAUGCAGCAUCAAGGUUAUCUGGGAGUAAGAAACCUGUAAAUGUUGCGAUUGGCCAGUCAGAAUCAAGCAUUCCAACGAGCCUUGUAAUGAAGUAAUUGCUAUUAUAGGAACCCUAACUACUACAUUUUGUAUA
Molecule: messenger RNA, 2048 nt
Organism: Misgurnus anguillicaudatus (oriental weatherfish)
Lineage: Eukaryota; Metazoa; Chordata; Actinopteri; Cypriniformes; Cobitidae
Gene: asah1b
Product: N-acylsphingosine amidohydrolase (acid ceramidase) 1b
Biological process (GO): fatty acid metabolic process
Cellular component (GO): lysosome
Molecular function (GO): N-acylsphingosine amidohydrolase activity; fatty acid amide hydrolase activity
Source: RefSeq, a predicted model, not a curated record